Ipomoea triloba (trilobed morning glory) is the source of this 1252-nucleotide messenger RNA. RefSeq names its product naringenin,2-oxoglutarate 3-dioxygenase-like. The transcript is spliced from 3 exons. The record is from RefSeq and is a predicted model, not a curated record. Bases 53 to 1156 code for a protein of 367 amino acids. NCBI's taxonomy places the organism in Eukaryota, Viridiplantae, Streptophyta, Magnoliopsida, Solanales, Convolvulaceae.
GUACUAGAGCUACCAAAAACGUUUGCUGCACAAAAAAACAAAACCAAUUAAGAUGGCGGCAACGUUGUCAACCUUAACGGCGCUAGCAGGGGAGACGGCUCUGCAAUCGAGCUUCGUGAGGGACGAGGACGAGCGUCCGAAAGUGGGUUAUAACGACUUCAGUGACGAGAUUCCGGUGAUAUCCUUGAAGGGCAUUGAUGACGUCAAUGGCCGGCGAGUCCAAAUCCGAAACGACAUUGUGAAGGCGUGUGAAGAUUGGGGGAUCUUUCAGGUGGUUGAUCAUGGGGUUGAUGCCGGGCUCAUCGGAGAAAUGACCCGCCUUUCUAAGGACUUCUUCGCCUUGCCGCCGGAGGAAAAGCUCCGGUUUGACAUGUCCGGCGGCAAGAAAGGCGGCUUCAUCGUUUCCAGCCAUCUCCAGGGUGAAGCGGUGAAAGAUUGGCGGGAAAUUGUGACGUAUUUCUCGUACCCAGUGAGGGCAAGGGACUAUUCAAGGUGGCCGGACAAGCCGGAAGGGUGGAGGGCAGUAACGGAAAAGUACAGUGAAAAGUUGAUGGACUUGGCAUGCAAACUGCUGGAGGUUUUAUCAGAGGCAAUGGGAUUGGAGAAGGAAGCGUUGACCAAAGCCUGUGUGGAUAUGGACCAAAAAGUGGUGGUCAAUUUCUACCCAAAAUGCCCCCAGCCUGACCUAACCCUUGGCCUAAAACGCCACACAGACCCUGGAACCAUCACCCUUCUGUUGCAGGAUCAAGUUGGCGGUCUCCAAGCCACCAAAGAUGGCGGCAAAACAUGGAUCACUGUUCAGCCCGUUGACGGCGCUUUUGUUGUUAACCUCGGCGACCACGGCCACUUUCUGAGUAAUGGGAGGUUCAAGAAUGCGGACCAUCAAGCGGUGGUGAACUCAGAACGCAGCCGGGUGUCUAUAGCGACGUUUCAGAAUCCGGCGCCGGAGGCGACGGUGUACCCGUUGAAGGUGAGGGAAGGGGAGAAGCCGAUUAUGGAAGAACCCAUCACGUUUGCAGAGAUGUAUAGGAGGAAGAUGAGCAAGGAUCUGGAGCUUGCGAGGCUCAAGAAGUUCGCAAAGGAGCAGCAGCAAAUCAUAAAGGCUGCUGCGGAUAAGAACUUGGAAACUAAACCUAUUGAUCAAAUUCUUGCUUAAUAUGGAUUCGGCUGUUAUUUACUAAUUAUGCACUAUGGUCACUGAGUAUAUACUAAUAAUAAAUUCAGGAGUUUUCCUCCAGAGUUAUAUACUCCA